GGACAUGAAGGUUUCCAGUACAGGAGGUCCUACAUGAAAGUGCUCCCCAGCAGCAGCAGCAGCAGCGGCAGCAGCGGCAGCAGCACUGGUGUGUAGGAGCUGUCUGUCCAUUGUAGCCGGAGCUGUCCGUUCCAGGAGCUGUCUAUACACGGAGCUGUCCAUUUCAGCACCACGUCCUCCAUCAUCACUUCCAUGCAGCAGCGGCGGAGGAAGCCCAGCCGACACCGCCAGCCUGGACAGCGCACAGGGGGCCUCGCACUGCUGAUCCUCACCGACACCACCAUGGAUUGCAAAAGCCGCAGUCCGUCUCCAGCCAAAGCUUCCAGCAUCCACAGGAUACUUGUGCUGUAAUCCACAGCAGGGGAGGAAUCCCACACUCCAUCAGACACACACACAGCAGCAGACAACCACAAGAGGGGAGAAGAAAAGAUCUGUCAAGAGCAGAAAAAAAAAACACAAGAAAAAAAAAAACACUCUGUUUUUUUUUUCCCUUUUUACAUGGCGCAGGCUGCAGAGCAAAAGAAGGAAAGCAAAGCCUGCACCCCUAACCCUAAAGCCUCCCCUUGCUGCCUUGGUCCUGAUGCUGCUGAUGGUUGGUGAUGAGAAGGCUGCUGUUGUAUUCCUGCCGACAAGAGAUUCCCAAUUAGCCAUCACUUAUGGAAACUGAAGAUCAGAAUUUUAGGAAAAGGGAUUAAGAGAGAUUAGAGCCUCUCUGUCUGUUAGCUGCUAUCCUUGUGUGUUGUCAGUCUGUCUGCACUAUUUUCAUAUUCUUUUUUUUUUUUUUUUUUUUUUGUCCCCCCACCCCCCCUUUUCUCCUGCAAACCUGCAUUUGGACAUGAUCUGAUGGACAACGAGCUCUCCAUCCACAAACCUUCCAGGUUUACUUUUGCUAUUUUUCUAUUAGGAUACCUCAUCUUUUUGGGCACUAUCCACUGCUAGCUGAGACCCCCCCAGGUCCCCCCCCCUUCUUCAGCUACUGAACCCCCCUACACCAGAAGACUGUUGGAUGUCUAUAGAAUGAAGAAUUAUGGGUCUGUUUGAUAGAGGUGUUCAGAUGCUCCUGACCACUGUGGGAGCAUUCGCUGCAUUCAGUUUAAUGACAAUUGCUGUGGGCACAGACUACUGGUUAUACUCCAGAGGGGUCUGCAAGAGCAAAUCUAUAAGUGAAAAUGAAACCAGCAAAAAGAAUGAAGAAGUCAUGACCCAUUCUGGAUUGUGGAGAACAUGUUGCCUUGAAGGUAAUUUUAAGGGCGUGUGCAAACAAAUUGACCACUUUCCAGAGGAUGCAGAUUAUGAAGCAGACACUGCCGAAUAUUUUCUCCGGGCUGUGAGGGCUUCCAGUAUAUUCCCUAUCCUCAGUGUAAUUCUGCUCUUCAUGGGAGGGCUUUGCAUUGCUGCCAGCGAGUUCUACAAAACCCGACACAAUAUCAUAUUAAGUGCUGGAAUUUUCUUUGUGUCUGCAGGUCUAAGCAACAUCAUUGGAAUCAUUGUCUACAUAUCAGCCAAUGCAGGUGACCCUUCCAAAAGCGACUCAAAGAAAAACAGCUACUCAUAUGGCUGGUCUUUUUACUUUGGGGCCCUUUCCUUCAUUAUUGCUGAAAUGGUGGGAGUGCUUGCUGUUCACAUGUUCAUUGACCGCCACAAACAACUGAGGGCCACAGCACGGGCCACGGACUACCUCCAGUCCUCUGCAAUCACUCGCAUUCCGAGCUAUCGCUAUCGUUAUCAGAGGCGUAGCCGCUCCAGUUCCCGAUCUACGGAGCCAUCCCACUCCCGUGAUGCCUCUCCUGUGGGCCUUAAGGGCUUCAACACCCUUCCCUCCACUGAGAUCUCAAUGUACACGCUGAGCCGCGACCCCCUCAAGUCGGCUGGGACCCCCACGGCCACUUAUAACUCGGAUAACAGCUUCCUCCAAGUUCAUAACUGUAUACCCAAAGAUAAUAAGGACUCUGCGCACACCAACACAGCCAACCGCAGGACCACCCCAGUAUGAAACAGGAUGGAGCAAGAAAAGAAAGACAAAGAGGGAUAGAACAAAGAGGGUCAGAAAGCUAAAGUAGUGUGGUCUAGAGAUCAGGAUCUGUGUAUCAAGCCUUUGGCUGUCAUUUUAAUCAACAAGUGAACUCUUUUGGUUCUAAAUUAAGUUCCAGAGAUAGCCUUUCCGUUUCUACACAGACACUACAACAUUUAAACAGUCAUUUCAAAUGUUUUGGUAUUCAAUAGUAGCCCAGCUGUUUCUAGACUACUGUAACCACGUAAAAAUGGAAAUAAGUGUAAGAAAGAAACUGCUUAAGUCAUAUACUAGUAACCUUCAAUUUUUAUUCAAAUUUUUAAACCCCAUAAACUAAAAUCAAAUUUUAACAUUUCUAUGGGUUUAAAAUAAGAGCCAGAGCCAGGAAAGAGCAUGAAGCCAUCCCAGAAACUCGACAUAAAGGAAAAUACGUUCUUCACUUGACCUUCAGUGAAAUUUAUUGUACAAAGCAAUUGAACAAAGUCUGAUACACAGAUCUAUAUGGCUAGGACAGGGGCUUUCUUUCAAAAAUAGCCUCAAAAUGUUUCCAUUAGCAUAACUACACACAACUGCUUUGGACACAAAUAUCCUAGAUGGUCUAUGGGAUUGUCUGAAAUAGAACAUCUCACCAAAUCAGAAAGUUAUAUCCAAUGUCUACAACCAGAUUAUGUCACUUUAUAUAUAAGAACUACUGCUGCAUCAAAUAUGCAGUAAACAUCAUAAUUUAGAAACAUGUGGAGGACCUUUAAAGGCUGUAAUUGUUACAUGCUAAUAUAUAACAUUUUGGGGUUCUAUUUUUUGAAAAAUGCAUUCUGUCUAAAACACACAGUCUUGCUUGUAUGGGGAUUAAUAACAAUAAUUAUAAAAAUUGCCUUGCAAAACAAAAGAAACUUAUGAUAGUGGGUACCCAUGUUUAAACAUUACUAUUAAAAACAUUUAUGCAGCAUA
Rana temporaria (common frog) is the source of this 2959-nucleotide messenger RNA. It is a transcript of the gene CACNG2, whose product is annotated as calcium voltage-gated channel auxiliary subunit gamma 2. Gene Ontology annotation, molecular function: voltage-gated calcium channel activity; channel regulator activity. Gene Ontology annotation, cellular component: voltage-gated calcium channel complex; postsynaptic density membrane; AMPA glutamate receptor complex. Bases 1028 to 1993 code for a protein of 321 amino acids. Lineage: Eukaryota; Metazoa; Chordata; Amphibia; Anura; Ranidae. The record is from RefSeq and is a predicted model, not a curated record. The transcript has 4 exons. Gene Ontology annotation, biological process: calcium ion transmembrane transport; neurotransmitter receptor transport, postsynaptic endosome to lysosome; neurotransmitter receptor internalization.